GGGAGGGUGCUGCAGGAGCUCGUGCAGCUGAACAACAGACGGAUGACAUGAGGCUGCACUUCCUCAAGAACAACCAAGUUACAUGUAAUGAUGGAACAGCGGCUGGGUUUUACCUAAAGGAGUUCAGAGGAAGCCGCCGAUGGCUGUUAUUUCUGGAAGGUGGCUGGUGCUGCCACAGCAAAGAUACCUGUGAUUCCAGGUACCAAAAUAUACCCAGACUAAUGAGCUCAUCGGGGUGGCCCCAAACAAAAAGAGGAACUGGAAUAUUGUCUUCUCAAGCGCAGGAAAACCCACACUGGCACAACUCAAACAUUGUAUUCAUCCCGUACUGCUCCAGUGAUGUAUGGAGUGGCACGGGGGUCGCCCCGACCCCUCCUCCAAGGCUACGGCAAGCUGAGUACACCUUCAUGGGAUCCCUGAUUAUCCGCGAGGUUGUCAAAGACCUCAUCCCCAAAGGAAUCAAGCAGGCCAAGGUUGUCAUGCUGUCUGGCACGAGUGCUGGGGGAACAGGUGUUUUGCUGAACAUCGAGAGGGUGGCCAGUCAGCUGGAGCAGCUCGGUGCAGAGGCUCAGGUCCGAGGCCUCGUGGACUCUGGAUGGUUUCUAGAGAGUAAACAGCAGAGGUCACCCAACUGCCCCGAGACUAUUUCCUGCUCACCUGAAGAUGCUAUCAAGAUAGGACUCAGGUUGUGGAACGGGGUUGUACCUGACAGAUGCCGGCAGCUCCAUAAGAGAGGAGAGGAGUGGCAGUGCUUCUUUGGCCACAAACUGUACUCUACCUUGACCUCCCCUCUGUUUGUUGUCCAGUGGCUGUUUGAUGAGGAGCAGCUGAGAGUGGAGAACAUCUACAUGGGAGGACAGAGUCUGUCCGAGGAGCAGUGGCAGUACAUUCAGAACCUGGGCAGGGAGCUCAAGAUCUCACUGAAAGAUGUCACGGCAGUGUUUGCUCCGUCCUGCCUCUCCCACACAGUGAUUACCAGAAGCAACUGGAUGAGUUUCCAAAUUAAAGGCACCUCUCUGCCACGGGCCCUGCACUGCUGGGACAGGAGUCUGGAGGCCACCCGCAACAACAGAACCCCUGCCAAAGGCUGUCCUUUCCAGCUGGUGGACACCUGCCAGUGGCCCCAGUGCAACCCCACCUGCCCAGCCUUGGUGGACCAGACCACCCAGCAGGAGCUCACUUUGCUCCAGAUGCUGGUCGCCAUGGGCCUUGACCUCCAGAAGCUGGGCCUGGAUCCCCAGGAAGAUGCAGAUUCUCUGGCCAGCGUGGUCAGCAAUGGUGGCUAAAUGUAA
Messenger RNA from Anarrhichthys ocellatus (wolf-eel), 1292 nucleotides. RefSeq names its product notum pectinacetylesterase 2 (gene notum2). Gene Ontology annotation, molecular function: palmitoleyl hydrolase activity. NCBI's taxonomy places the organism in Eukaryota, Metazoa, Chordata, Actinopteri, Perciformes, Anarhichadidae. Gene Ontology annotation, biological process: negative regulation of canonical Wnt signaling pathway; protein depalmitoleylation. Bases 48 to 1286 code for a protein of 412 amino acids. The record is from RefSeq and is a predicted model, not a curated record. The transcript is spliced from 11 exons.